Sphaeroforma arctica JP610 is the source of this 546-nucleotide messenger RNA. RefSeq lists its product as hypothetical. The record is from RefSeq and is a predicted model, not a curated record. The annotation marks the transcript as partial. NCBI's taxonomy places the organism in Eukaryota, Ichthyosporea, Ichthyophonida. The transcript has a single exon.
GCCGGUUACCUCCAGUAUUAGCCUUAUACUGUAUAGUCGCAUGUAUAACGGUAUAUUGUAAUACUGUUGCAGUUUUGAGUGAAGGUGCUCCUCGUUUCUUCAUCGAGAUGUCGGAGAAGUUUGAAAUUCCCCGACCUGAAAAUUUUUUUUUAAACAUGCAAACCUAUACAAAUAGUCGGUGUUGUCAUACUGUCAUACACAACAGCACACGGUACAGUGUGUAUAUAAAAUACCUAAAGCACGCCUCGCGAAGUUACAUAUCGUCAUUGCAGAUGGGCACCGCGGUACCAGAGAGCAAACCGGCCAUUGUCACAGUCUCAGCGUUGGUUAGAGUGCCAUUCGAGUCCGAAGUGGUCUAUUUACUGCUCUACUUCUCUCUACUGAGUAAGAUAUCACUUCUCGCUUCAUUCAGCACGGAUAUUACAGAGAUCCAAGGGCGCCGACUAAAAAACCCCCAUUGUCUAGAGUAUUGACCCAUCAGAGGUCAAUUUGUAGUAGUGCGACUGAGUAUCAUCGUAUACAGUAAAAUAAAAUGACCUCCCCGAC